Messenger RNA from Cornus florida, 2898 nucleotides. Its product is annotated as glucosamine inositolphosphorylceramide transferase 1. The coding region runs from base 321 to 2588 and encodes 755 amino acids. Gene Ontology annotation, molecular function: glycosyltransferase activity. The transcript has 4 exons. Lineage: Eukaryota; Viridiplantae; Streptophyta; Magnoliopsida; Cornales; Cornaceae. Gene Ontology annotation, cellular component: membrane. The record is from RefSeq and is a predicted model, not a curated record.
CCGAUGCAAUAUAUAUAUAUAUAUACACAAACACAAAAACAAAACACAUACGAGGUUACGUUCUCCCUGAGUCACGACCUGUGUCACCUUUUGAGUUCCAGUAUAGAGAGAGAAGCUAGAGAGAGAGAAACCGAAACACAGAACAAACGCGGUCUCACACCUCCCUCAUUUCAAAUAUCAAAUUCUACACACACAUAUACAUAUAUAUAUCUCUGUAUAGAAUGCUGGGUUCAGUUCAACUUUCUCUCCCCUUGCAUGCAAAUCCACGGUGAGAUCUCACCGGCGGCGACUCCCCUACCCUCCGGCGACCGUUUUACGAAAUGGGUUCAGGCCCAAUUUUGCCGAGCACAAGCGGCGGCGGCUGCGGCGGGUGGCACACGAGCCUCAAGUGCUGGUGGCGAUACGACCAUUAUUGCGUCCUCUCUUCGACCUUGGCCUUCUUUCUCACGUCGUUAGUGUUGUUGGGUUCGAUUGGGACCCUCUAUGCUUGGCUAAUGUUCACCCCAGAUGUCCACAAUACUCUCUCUUCGUUCGGCUGUCAACCGGACAAUGAGGGUUCAUGGUCGAUCGGUGUUUUCUACGGUGACUCGCCCUUUUCCCUCAAACCCAUUGAAAAAGUGAAUAUAUGGAGAGAUAAGAGUUCUGCUUGGCCUGUGGCCAACCCUGUUUUCACAUGUGAGUCAGUCUCUGAUGCUGGUUUCCCUAGUAAUUUUGUUGCUGACCCUUUUCUUUAUGUUCAGGGUGAUGUCCUUUACCUAUUUUACGAAACAAAGAAUUCCAUCACCAUGCAAGGAGAUAUUGGAGUUGCAAGAAGUACUGAUAAGGGAGCAACAUGGCAACAGUUGGGUAUUGCAUUGGAUGAAGACUGGCAUCUCUCUUACCCAUAUGUCUUCGACUACAAUGGCCAAAUAUACAUGAUGCCCGAGGGCAGUGCAAAGGGGGAUCUACGUCUUUAUCGUGCAGAAAAAUUUCCUUUGCAAUGGAAACUGGACAAGAUCAUCAUGAAAAAGCCCCUUGUUGAUUCGUUCAUUGUUAAUCAUGAUGGAAGAUACUGGCUGUUUGGUUCGGAUCAUAGUGGUAUUGGCACAAAAAAGAAUGGACAGCUUGAGAUAUGGUACAGUAACUCACCACUUGGUCCGUGGAAAUCACAUAAGAAGAAUCCAAUCUAUAACACAGACAAGAGCAUGGGGGCUCGGAAUGGAGGCAGACCAUUUAAACACAAUGGAAACUUAUACCGCACGGGUCAAGACUCUGGCGAGACAUAUGGGCGGCGAGUACGUGUCUUCAAAGUGGAGGUUCUUACCACUAAUGAAUUCAAAGAAGUUGAAGUUCCCUUGGGAUUAGAAGAGCCUAACAAGGGUCCGAAUGCUUGGAAUGGCGCCCGCUACCAUCACCUUGAUGUGCAACAGCUAAGCUCUGGAGAAUGGAUUGCAGUUAUGGACGGAGACAGGGUUCCGUCUGGAGACAUAGUUCGCCGGUUUAUUCUUGGCUGUGCUUCAAUUUUAGCUGUUGCUGCACUUGUCACACUAGUAGGAAUGCUUCUUGGACCUGUGAGGUGCAUCGUACCCCUGAGCUGGUGCCCUCACAACAUGGGAAAGAGAAGUGAUGCUUUCUUGGCUUGGGAGAGGUCAAACUCAUCUUCCAGAGUCAGACAGUUCUGCAGUCGCUUGAACAGAGUGAGUUUGCUUCUCCGUGGCAGGAUAAAACCAAACACCUGUGCCGGGAAGUCGGCUCUCACACUCAUAUUUAUUGUUGGGGUGGCACUGAUGUGCACUGGGGUUAGAUAUAUUUUUGGAGGCAACGGUGGACAAGAACCUUACCGAUUGAAUGGUCACUACUCCCAGUUCACAAUGUUAACAAUGACCUAUGAUGCUCGGCUGUGGAAUUUGAAAAUGUAUGUGAAGCAUUACUCGAGGUGUUCUUCAGUGCGUGAGAUUGUUGUGGUAUGGAACAAAGGAGAACCUCCUAAAUUAAGUGACUUGGACUCCACAGUGCCAAUAAGGAUCAGAGUAGAGGAAAAGAACUCCCUUAACAAUCGCUUCAAGAUGGAUGAUUUGAUAGAGACCCGAGCUGUUCUUGAGCUGGAUGAUGAUAUUAUGAUGACUUGUGAUGAUAUUGAACGAGGAUUUAGGGUCUGGAGGGAGCACCCUGAUCGUAUUGUGGGAUUCUACCCCCGACUCAUUGAUGGUAGCCCGUUGAAAUAUAGAGGGGAGAAACAUGCCCGCUGCCAUAAAGGGUAUAAUAUGAUUCUCACCGGAGCAGCUUUUAUCGACAGCAAGAUGGCAUUCGAGAGGUAUUGGAGUGAAAAGGCUAAGGUGGGGAGGGAAGUGGUGGACAGGGACUUUAACUGUGAGGAUGUGCUGUUGAACUAUUUGUAUGCAAAUGCAAGCUCUUCUGAGACAGUUGAAUAUGUGAAACCAGCAUGGGCAAUCGACACAUCAAAGUUUUCUGGUGUAGCGAUUAGUCGGAACACAGAUGUACAUUACCAGAUCAGAAGUAAUUGCCUCAUGAAAUUUUCUGAGAUAUAUGGAAGUUUGGCAGACCGGAAAUCAGAAUUCAACGGUCGGAGAGAUGGUUGGGAUGUAUAGUGGAAAGCAAAGAAGUCUUAGAGCGGGUCACUCUUAAAUGUUCUUGAUUCUCUUCUCUUAGUAAAAUUUUUUGGCAAUACUCUGUAAAUUUUUACUUUUCUUUUCUCCUGCUGCCAAAUUUGCUUUGGGGGACUUUUUGGUGUCAAUAGCUUUGGUCAGUGAACUGUGUAUUGGUUUGGCUGAAAUUGAAAAUUGUGCUUUUCACCCUUUGUAGUUUGAAAUAUUGGAACAGAAACAAGAUUAGAGAAACCACAUUAUGGAGGGAUUUUUUUUUUUUUUUUUUCGAAUAAAAUGCAUCCACUUGUUAGUC